AUGGUGGGGGGUAUAGUUUGGGUGAUGGAGGUGGAGGGGGUGCAGCUGUGCACCGUGUCCCGUCCCGAGGGCCCCGGCCCUGGGUUAUCUCCCUCUCAGGGUCCCUUUCGGCACCUGGAGAAUGGUGUGAUUGCGCAGAGGAGUGAGUCUCUCCUCCUUCACUGCCAGAUUCACUCACUCCCUGCAUAAGGACCUGCCAGGGAUAGAACUAGAGGAGAGAUAUAUUGAAAGAAGACAUUGACAACGGAGAGGGAGAGAUAUUAGCUGUCACUGUGCUGUAACUUCCACUGGACACCACUCUACUCUACUGCACUUGAAUAUCCUGCUGAAGUCUGAAAUGUAUACAGCCCUGGCACUUUUUUCCUUUUUCUGAUUUUGAGCAUAUGGAACUGAUUUGGACCGCUGGAGUUUGUCUUUAAACAUGAGCUGUGUUUACCAUGACUUGGAUUUAAUUGUUUUGCUUAGAAUUUCUGGAAGACUCAACCCCCUUCUCCCCCCUUGGUCUCUUCACAUCCCUUUCUUCAUUUUUCUCUAUUUGUCUCUCUCCAUCCCUUUCUUUCUUUCUUUCUUUCUUUCUUUCUUUCUUUCUUUCUUUCUUUCUUUCUUUCUUUCUUUCUUUCUUUCUUUCUUUCUUUCUUUCUUUCUUUCUUUCUUUCUUUCUUUCUUUCUUUCUUUCUUUCUUUCUUUCUCUCUCUCUCUGUCUAUCCUUCCCUUACUCAGGGCCAAAGACAUGAAGAACCGGCUUGCUUUCCUGAGGAGGAGGAAUGAGUCUCCUGGAAGCAACCCAGCCGGCAAAUUCGACAAGUCCUUGAAGUCAGUAAAGUGAGUUUUUUGUGUACUUAUGUUUGUUUGUCAAUGUUUUUGUGUGUUUGUCGUGUGUGUUUGUCACAUGCCCGCUUUCUGAGUCUCACGCCAGCUGGUGAUGACUUGGCUCAGAUAGACAGAUGAUUGGGCACUGUGAAGAAGCGCUUGUAAAGCCACUGUUGAGAAAGACAUAAAUUAAGGAGGGAAGGAAGGAGGAGGGAUAGCAGAUUAAUUACGUCUCAAAGUGUUUAACGAUCUCUGGUUAUCCGUAAGCUAAGGCGGAUGUGAUAGCCUUUACAGGUUAGGCAGAUGUGAUAGCCGUUACAGGUUAGGUGGAUGUGAUAGCCAUUACAGGUUAGGUGGAUGUGAUAGCCGUUACAGGUUAGGCGGAUGUGAUAGCCGUUACAGGUUAGGUGGAUGUGAUAGCCGUUACAGGUUAGGCGGAUGUGAUAGCCAUUAUAGGUUAGGUGGAUGUGAUAGCCGUUACAGGUUAGGCGGAUGUGAUAGCCGUUACAGGUUAGGCGGAUGUGAUAGCCGUUACAGGUUAGGCAGAUGUGAUAGCCGUUACAGGUUAGGCGGAUGUUAUAGCUUUGGUUAAGGAAGCCAUACGUUGUCGUAUAGUUCAUUUAUGUUCCUUUUUCUACCUGUUUAAAUAGAGAACGUUUUAGAGAGUGGAUCUGUAUUAGAUUUGAUGCAUGUGUUUUGGUGCUUGAUUUUGAGUUGCAACAUUGUGAAAUGUUGAUGGGUCAGUGACGGGUCAACUCUGCUAACAGAGCGAUAGGUCCGGUCAGACUACAUCAAUAUCCGUGGUUACGUAUCUAUGUCUAUACUGUAUUUAUACUGUAGCUAUAUGGCUAGUUUGAUUGACAAAACUGGUCCUGGUCCUGUACAAUGGCUAAUGUAUAAGUCUAAUGUAUAGUCUGCCAUUGCGUCUUUAGAGUAUGCUCGCUUGAACACAAGCUGCAUCUACUCAACUGCUAUUUAAAAGAAAUUCAAGCGUGCAUAAUGCAAUAAAUAUCGGCCAGCAACAGUAACAGAGCGAGCAGGAGGUCCAUUUGUUUGUGUAUGUGACAGGUAGUCAGUCAUACAUUAUACUGUAUUAUGCAAUGUUGUACAGAGACACAUACAUGUUUUGUCCACAGAGAGAGAGAGAGAGAGAGAGAGAGAGAGAGAGAGAGAGAGAGAGAGAGAGAGAGAGAGAGAGAGAGAGAGAGAUUUAAUUUAUUCACAGAGCCCAGUUGCAACAUUAACUGAUAAAAAUGUAAAUAAGGUAGAAAAUGGAAACAAAGAACCAGUAGUAUCUGUGUGUGUAGUGUUAUUAUAAUGGAUUCACAUGGUUGGGUCCUAUAUUCCUGUGUUGCCAUGUCAACAAGACUGCAGAUGUGUUGAAGGUGAGAAAGCGUAUCCUCUAUCAGAGAGCAGAGAGAAUGAGGGACGAAAGGGGCGGGCAUAAAAGCUGGGGGGUGGACCCUCAGGUUCAAACCCUCUCCCCAUUGGCCGGCUUAGUCCUGCCCCUCCCUGCCUCCUGAGCUGCAGUGAGAGGGAGUAUAAGAUGAGUAGUCCAGUGGAGGCAGUUAGACAGAUUUAUGCACACACACUCAUACACACUCACACACGCUCGCUCACACACAGCCCCAGAGCGCCAGAGAGUGUGAAAGAGAGAAUAAGAAGAAAGGAAUAGCAAUUCAACAGAGGACUAGCCAAAGGACCACACUGUCGCUCCUUACCAGUCCAGUGCAGUACAGUGGAGCACAGGGCUUCGGAUGGGUCACACUAUGAGAAACCUGGCAGAGAUGGGCUUGCUAAAGAACCGCUCCGCUUUCAUUUGCAGGCCCACCCCGGAGGAGGCACUCAAAUGGGGGGAAUCUCUGGACAAGCUGCUGGCCCAUAAAUGUAAGUCUGCCUUUCCUUCUUAUUCUUCUCCUUCUUUAUUCUCUCCAUCCAUUUAAUCAAUCAAACCCAAGGGGAUAAAGGAAAUUACUCAUGCCCAUCUGGGGUUGAUUGCCAUAUGGUCCUAUGUGGAUCUGGUUUAAGUUUAACUGAAGCAUGGGGAACAAUUGCAUUAAUUAUGAAUAAGGAACAAUGUGCAUGGGUCUGGUACGGGCAGGAAAUAUGCUCAUAUUGACAUGCAUUAAGCAUGCAUGCCUUGCUUGUUGCUUGUGCGAUGUGAAUUCAGUGUGUGUGUGAGUUGUUGCACGCCUGCAGUGAAUGGGCAGCCUGUUGAGGCACUCUGCUGCAGCUCUCCCACUAAUCCCAGUGGAUGAAUAGAACCGUGCAUUACUGUAUGGGGAGAGGGACCAGAUUAUUGGCUGGGUGGCUGAGAGAGAGAGAGAGAGAGAGAGAGAGAGAGAGAGAGAGAGAGAGAGAGAGAGAGAGAGAGAGAAGGCUUCAGAGUAGUGUUGCUAUAUUUGUAUGCUUCCAUAAUUCAUAGCCUUGGUCUGAGUGCUGUGGGGCUGGGUGUCCAAAUCCAUAUUCAACUCCCUCUCUUAGCGGGACAACACUUGAAUCCCUUUCUUUUCCUCCCUCUGGCUGACCUGUAGGGAAAGUCUCUCUCUGCUCUUAGUGUAAUGUAAUCAGCCCAGGGGGGUUCAUGUGAACGGAAAGGUGUGGGCGACCAGGCAGGGUGGGACUCUGCUUCCUGCUAUUCUUACCCUGCUGAUGGCUUUUCCUUAAGUAAUUAAAAACACCAAUCCCAAUAGCCAAAGCAACAGAAAUCGGUUGACAAGCAAACUGACCCCACCUAGAACAAGAAAGGCUUCUCUUUGUUCAGAGACAAGAUGGAAAAAGACAUUCCAAUGAGUGGUGUUGAUGACAGGAAAAGGUAACAGAGUAUAGUGUAGGGUCAGUGGGGUGAUGCUGGAUAACUGUUGUGUAUGGGAGAUGAAUGGAUAGGUGUCUCGGAGGUGACUGCAUGCUGGCUAUAGUCCCCUUUUUAACAGUGUGACUCAAUGGACUGGGCUACUGUGCUAUUUUAGGUAGUCUCCCUUACUGAGAGAGAUGCCGCAGUGUUGCCAUGGCUCUCCAGUCAUGUCCACUAACCCACACCUCUGUCUUUCUUUUUCCUUCCCCCUUUCAGAUGGCCUGGCGGCGUUCAGAGCUUUCCUGCGCACAGAGUUCAGCGAGGAGAAUCUGGAAUUCUGGCUGGCAUGUGAGGAUUACAAGAAGAUUAAGUCGCAAUCCAAGAUGGCGUCCAAAGCCAAGAAGGUCUUUGCUGAAUACAUCGCCAUCCAGUCUUGUAAAGAGGUGAGCAGCAAUCCCCAUACACUCACAGACCCAUACUCACAAGGGAUGGUGGUAAAUACCAUUCAACUGUCAUUUACCCUCUCUAGCCGUUAGGCAAUGUUUAUACCUAAAUGAGGUCUCCAUUUCCAUUUUCCAAAUUGUUUACUUUGAUUUAUUGUAAAAGACUUAGUCAGCGGCCCAUCAAUUAAGAUAGUGUUCUCUAAUCCCAACUUCACUCGCCUUGAUUCCGCUUCUAACACUUCCCUGACAGAAACUAGGCUAUGAACUUGUUCCUGCUGUAAAUAGAAAAAGCUGUGAUUUUGGCAGGCCCCCUCAGCAUUGUUCCCCCCGCUAAAGAUGUUAGGUGAUGAAUGUGUAAUGCCUGUCAGAAGGUGCUCCCACAAGGGAACGAGCGAGCUGGAGAGGAUGUGAGAUCAUUCCUGACAAACUGUCUUUCUUUGGCCGCAUGACAUGCACUAAAUAGACUCCUUCACUUUUCCCCUUUUCCCUUUUUGUUUCAAACCUGGAGAGCCGGGUGGAAACUUCAAAUCACAAAUCAGCCCCAACUGCUUGAACCAGUUGUCAGUAGCACUGAAACUAACCUGCUCUGCUGCUUCUUCCCCUCCCUCCUUCCCUCGUUCCCUCUCUCAGGUGAACUUGGACUCGUACACCCGAGAACACACCAAGGACAACCUUCAGAAUGUGACGCGCUCCUGCUUCGACCUGGCCCAGCGCAGGAUAUACGGCCUGAUGGAGAAGGACUCGUACCCCCGCUUCCUCCGCUCAGAACUCUACAUGGACUUAGUCAACCAGAAGAAGGCCAGCACCACGUCCACCUCCUCAUCGUCGUAAACACACAGAGAUUGAGAGAGAAAGUGAGAGACGACGACAAAAGAGAGAAGACAGAGACUUGAAAGCAGGGGGAGGUUGAUUUUUUUAUACGUUCGCCGUUUUGUUUCUGCCAUCUUCCUGUCCCACUAUAAUUUGGGUGUGAGAGAGACAGCAAGCUAGGCUGUGGGAUUGAGGGGGAUGUUGUUUACACAACGACCAUGAUGACGGGCCGAUUGUGGAUGGAUGAAAGGAUGGAGAGGAGAGCCCAGUCAGGACAGCUGGUCACAGUCAUGUGACGGCUGGACACUUCUCUGAUCACUCUCAUUGAUAAUUGAUCACUGUCUGUCUUUCAUAACGAUAUACAUUAAUUUGUCCGGAUGUACUGUAGAAAGGAUGGGGUGCUGAAACCUCCGCAGACAUGAAGACAGUCCGGUACUGUUUUGGCGCUUUUGUUGAUAUUUACCUUCUUCUUUUUUUUACACCCCCAAUCAC
This is a messenger RNA of Coregonus sp. 'balchen', 5349 nucleotides long. Lineage: Eukaryota; Metazoa; Chordata; Actinopteri; Salmoniformes; Salmonidae. The record is from the annotation of a GenBank genome assembly.